AUGCCUCGCGAGUGGGAUGAUGGAGCGGCCCGGCACAAGCGCCGCGCCGAGGAUCGACGUGAGACGUCCCGUCCCUCUCCCGAUGCCGUUCGCCGGGAAGAAGAGCUCCCGCGUGAGCUGCGGGAACCCCGCGAUGGCCGCCGCGAUGAUCGUCGCUCCCCGGCCCGCCGCGACUCCCGGGGCCGGUCCCGCUCCCCCCGUCCGGCAACUUCUGGGGACUGGCGGUCGCGACGACGCACGCCGUCCCCGGCCCCGCGACGUGGCCUUAGCCCAUCCCCGUCCCUGGCGGUGCGCCCCCCGUCUCCCCGUGCCCAAGCCCCAUCGUCCGCCCCUGCUCGGAAGUACGUGCCGCCCCAUGCCUCUGGCCCCUCUGCUCCUACCGUUGCUGCCAUCCCGGGCGGCGCCCCUUCCCACAGCCGCCAAGGCCCCGCCAAGAAGAAGAAGCGUCGUGGCCAGGGUCGUGGCAACCCAGCCAUGCUCCCCCAUCGGCCCCGGGCACCUUCUCCGCCCCGGGCCCCGUCUCCAACCUUCCUCGCCCCCCUUACUUCAAUUGCGGGGUGGCGGGCCACUCGCAAGUCAACUGCGUCAACCCCCAGUGCUGCUACCUCUGCAAGGACCCCAGGCAUCCCGCCCUCCUAUGCCCAGAUCGACCGCUGA
This is a messenger RNA of Aegilops tauschii subsp. strangulata, 657 nucleotides long. The record is from RefSeq and is a predicted model, not a curated record. NCBI's taxonomy places the organism in Eukaryota, Viridiplantae, Streptophyta, Magnoliopsida, Poales, Poaceae.